Fulvia fulva is the source of this 450-nucleotide messenger RNA. RefSeq lists its product as uncharacterized. Lineage: Eukaryota; Fungi; Ascomycota; Dothideomycetes; Mycosphaerellales; Mycosphaerellaceae. Bases 1 to 450 code for a protein of 149 amino acids. The record is from RefSeq and is a predicted model, not a curated record. The transcript has 2 exons.
AUGUCGAAUCUCCUCCACACUCCUACCACUAUUAAAAGCUCCCGCACACCACGCAAGCCCAAGAAGUCUAAUCUAGCCGAUGUCAUCGAGCUGUAUGCAACAAAACGAUUAACAAACUUGGGGCUUCGUAAUCUACAGGUGCACUUAUGGACCAUCUUCCUCGCAAGCUUCCGCUCCCACAUUGAACAGAAGCUGGCACGUCACAAUGGUCUCGACAUAUUCAACAAGCCUGAGGUGACGCGGCAUCGUUUCUGCACUCGGGUUGACGAGGCGAGCCUGAAGUCUGUGGUCGCAGCGGUCGCGGACCCUGAGAACGCUCUGGAAGACGGUUUCAGAUACGCAGGCUCCAUCAACGUGGUGCGGAAGAAAUGGGAACCCUAUGAUCCGACACCUGGCGAAGAAGAGCCGGAGGAGCCGCUCGAACGUGUCACGUCAAAAGACAUUGGCUAG